Messenger RNA from Choloepus didactylus (southern two-toed sloth), 763 nucleotides. RefSeq names its product serine protease 46-like. The coding region runs from base 164 to 733 and encodes 189 amino acids. Gene Ontology annotation, molecular function: serine-type endopeptidase activity. Lineage: Eukaryota; Metazoa; Chordata; Mammalia; Pilosa; Megalonychidae. The transcript has 4 exons. The record is from RefSeq and is a predicted model, not a curated record. Gene Ontology annotation, biological process: proteolysis.
UCUGAGGGAGCUGCCCUUUGCUAGCACAGUCCGCCCUCCAUCUCUUUCCCCAGAGCCCUGGUUCCACCCCUGUGAGCGGAGCAACAUCGCCUGCAGGAAGGUGAGGGGGAAGCUGGUGGAGGAAGGCAAGUGGCCGUGGCAGGUGAGCAUCCUGUUCCUGGGCAUGCACAUCUGCAGCGGCACCCUCAUCAACCCGCAGUGGGUCCUCACGGCUGCACACUGCUUACAAAGUUCCAGGAACUCCAGCGAGUAUUCGGUGAAGGUGGGAAUCCAACGCCUCUCAGAAAAUGACACUCAGCUCCUGCUCACUCACAUCGUGAUCCACGAGAAGUUCAACGAUCUCAUUUCUCAGGACAUUGCCAUCCUGAAGCUCCGGAAUCCCAUCACCUGGUCCCGCCAAGUCAAGCCCAUCUGCCUCCCUGAUGCCAAGUUCAAGCUAUCUGCUGGCACCAUGUGUUGGGUAAUUGGGUGGCAACAACCAAAGAGUCAAGGGACCCUGAAGGCCCCCCAGCGUCUUCAGGAGGUGGCUGUCAAGAUCAGAAGCAAUGAGUUCUGCAAUCAGCAGUACCGAUUCCUCCUCCCAAAGGGCCAAGAACUCAUCGGAAAGGACAUGCUAUGUGCCAGCUCAGAAUGGGGCACAGACUCCUGUAAGGCACAGAAACAUCAUCUGCAGACAAUGAUAGAUUUACCUCCUUCUUUUCAAUGUGUAUGCCUCUUAUUUCUUCUCGUCUGAUUGCAAGGCCUAGAACAACGUUCCAGAACA